This is a messenger RNA of Prorocentrum cordatum, 2946 nucleotides long. The record is from the annotation of a GenBank genome assembly. Lineage: Eukaryota; Dinophyceae; Prorocentrales; Prorocentraceae.
CUGGGAGGCAUCUAAUUCCUGUCUCCUCCUUUCAAGGCCAAUGCGGCGGUGCUGGCGCACGCGCCCACUGCCGCGGUGCGCGUGCUGGUGGAGGCCAUGCGGGCGAGCGUGGGCCUCUGGGCCGCCCUGCAGCGGGGCGCCGUCGGCGCCCGCGCCGCAUUCGCCACGCCCGCGGACGCGCUGCGGGAGGUCGGCGCCGCGCACCAGGCCCGAAUCUCGGCCAUCGAGCGCGAGGCCUGGGCGCGCUGGGUGCGCGGCGCGGGGCCGGAGGAGCCCUCGCCUGCACAGGAGCGCGGCUCCGGCCAGCUCUGCGACGGGCAGGUGGCGCCAGCUCCGCAGGGCGCCGAGGGGCCCAGCGCGAGGGCGGAGGAGGGCCACGCCGGCCCGAGCGGCGCGGCCGGGAGCGCGGGCGCGGCGGAGCCCCCCGAGCGGGCGCCGCUUCGGCCGUAUCAGCAGGAGGCCCUGGAGGCUGUGAGGAGCUCGGCGCCCGCCAACUGCAGCGUCGUGCUGCCCUGCGGGGCGGGCAAGACCAAGCUGGGCUCCGCCGUGGCCUGCGACUUCUUGGAGCUGCACCCGGCGGGGUGCGUGGUGGUGCUGUGCCUGCGGCGCGAGGGCAUGCGGCAGUGGUCCCGGGAGCUGGCGGACUGCUGGGGCACGGAGGCCGUCGAGGCCAGCGGCGCCUGCAGCGCGGAGGCGCUGCGCGGCGCACGGGUCAUCCUGGUCAGCUACCACCGCAUGCUGUCGGAGAGGCGCCGCGCAGCCGCCGCGGCGCCCGCGGCGGGGGCCGCGGAGGGCGCCGUUGCCGGCGGGGCGGGGGCGCCGUGCCCGCAGGCUGCCCCCGGGGCCAUCGCGGCGCGCCUGCUGGCGGCCCCGUGUGGGCUGCUGCUCGCCGACGAGUGCCUCCUCCGACGCAUGGUGCCCGCGCCACGCAUCGGGGAGCUGCUGCGGACCCUGUCGGGGCCGGGGCGGCGGCUGGUGGGCCUCACCGCGACGCUGCUGCGCGAGGGCAUGGGGGACGGCGGGGCCGAGGGGGAGGGCGCGGAGUGGCCGGUGCUGGGCAGCUGCGUGUACCGCCAGACCUUUGCGAACCUGGCCCCCGAGUACCUCGCGCCCGUCAGGUGCGUGGACGUGCAGGUGCCUCCCGCGGGGCCGUGGCGAAGGCUCUUCAAGGAGCAGCCGCUGGCGGCGGCGGUAUGCCUGUCGCGCGGCAAGUGGGAGGUCCUGGAGCACCUGCUCGCGCUGCACGCGGAGGACUCGGUGCUGAUCGUCGUGGAGCGCUGCGAGCAGGCGCGCCUGGUGGCCUCCACCUUCGGCAUCAUGCCCGUCGACGGGUCCCUGCCCGCGGCGCAGAUGAAGGACAUCUUAGAGCGCUUCCGCGCGCGCAAGAUCCUCACGCUCGUCGCCACGCACGUGCUCGACGAUCCGGGCCUGGACUUCCCCGAGCUCUCCGUGAUGGUGCAGAUGGGGGGGCACUUCGCCAGCCGCCGGCAGGAGCAGCAGCGCCUGGGCCGGCUGCUGCGGUGGGGGCCCGUGAAGCGCAGGCGCUGGGAGGAGUCCGGCGUGAAGCCGACCUUCUACGUGCUCGUCCACAAGGGCACGGUGGAGGAGCGCAUGAGCAGGCAUCGCACGCGCUCGGUCGCCGGCGUCGACUACGAGCAGGUGCCCGCCUCGGCGGUCUGCUGCCCCCCCCUCUCCGUGCUGCGCGGCGGGUGCCUCUUCGGCGCCCAGCCACGACGAGGACGGGACGAGCUCGAGCUCGAGGGCGCCCUCGCCGCGGGCGCGGCCGCCGCCGCCGCGGAGGCGCGGUCGAUGGAGAAGGCCUGCUUCGAGCUCUCCACGCGCGUAGCAGGCACCCUCCCCGGCGGCGGCCCGCGAGACCGGCCGCGGGCCCUGCUGCUCUCGGACGUGCGCGCGUGGCUCCGGGGCGGCGAGCUGCGGCUGCGGGCCCCGGCGGCCGCCGCCGCCGGCAGCUCCGCGAGCGAGCUCUCCGCUGGCGAGGGCUCCGAGGGCGGUCUGUCGCUUUCGAGCUGCUCCAGGAGAAGCUCGUCGAAGUCCUCCUCCUCUUCCUCCUCUUCCUCCUCCUCCUCCUCCCCUAGGAUCCUGGCGUCGAGAUUUUUCACAACGGCCUCAUGGAUGGAUCGGGCUCGAGAAGUGCAGCAGAAAGAUGAGGUCCAGGCCUCUGGGAGGGUCGUUUUACGAUGUUGAGGCGUGUCCGUGACUUCGGAUCUCCGGGUCGUGGACCUGGCUUUUCACUGCCGCUGCCACACACAGGGCUUUCGGGGACGGCCCCCGCCAAAUGCUGGGCGCACGCCCGGCGACAGCGAGCGGGAGGCUGGCACACGCUGGCGGCAUCAGAACGGCGGCGGGUCUGCCACGGGAAGCUCGGCGAGAGGCGGCGGAGGCAACAGUGAGGCGUCUCAUUUUUUUUUGAGAGCAUGGCUGCUGGAGCUGGCCACGUGCAGACCGGGGGAGAAUGUCCUGUCGGGCGCGGGGGCUGGCGCCGUUCGCCACAGAGCGCCACCACAGGUCCUCCGGCCUGGGCCUGCUGUCGACUGCACGUCGCAGUGGCCCUUUGCCGGAGUGGCCUUUGGUGCGCGGCUUUUUCGGGGGCCGCGAGGGGGGGACCGAGCACAAGCGCGCAAGACGCUACUGCCGCAGAGACCCUCCAACCACGAGCCUCGAACUUCCGACCUCAGGGCAUGGGCGGAGCGAGGCGCAGUGAGCAGCAGGCCCACCUCCUCCGACCUUCCAGAGGAGGGCUUGAAAAAGCGCACCAGGACCUCGACGUCUGAACUCCUGCCGAGGUCAUCUGUUCGGUAGUCCAGAUGCAAUGGGGGCGCGCACCAAGAAACCAUUUGCCUUUCAUCAGGGUGCCCUGGGUGUCUUCGCUCCGCGCGCUGCGCGGUGACUUCCAGGGCCGUCGAAGAAGCUGCUGCGUUCAGGGUG